UUCUUUUUUCUUGUUGGUAAAUUAACUAAAGAGUAAUCAAAUCGAUCGAGAGAUAAAAACUAGAAAGAAAGAAGAAAUGGGUCGGAUUCCAUGUUGUGAAAAGGAGAAUGUGAAGAGAGGACAAUGGACUCCUGAAGAAGACAACAAAUUGGCUUCUUAUAUUGCUCAACAUGGUACUCGUAAUUGGCGUCUCAUCCCUAAGAACGCUGGGUUGCAAAGAUGCGGGAAGAGUUGUAGGCUGCGAUGGACGAACUAUUUGCGUCCGGAUUUGAAACACGGCCAGUUCUCGGAGACUGAAGAACAUAUCAUUGUCAAGUUUCACUCUGUUCUUGGUAACCGGUGGUCGCUGAUUGCGGCGCAACUUCCUGGUCGAACGGACAACGAUGUGAAAAACUAUUGGAACACGAAGCUGAAGAAGAAGUUGUCUGGAAUGGGAAUAGAUCCAGUGACCCACAAGCCUUUCUCGCAUCUAAUGGCAGAGAUCACCACUACACUUAAUCCUCCUCAGGUUUCUCACCUCGCCGAAGCUGCUCUCGGCUGUUUCAAGGACGAGAUGCUUCACUUGCUUACCAAGAAACGUGUUGACCUAAACCAAAUCAACUUCUCAAACCAUAUCCCUAACCCUAACCCAAACAACUUUAACCAGAUUUCUGAUAAUGAAGCUGGUAAGAUAAAGAUGGAUGGUUUGGACCAUGGGAAUGGGAUAAUGAAGUUAUGGGACAUGGGUAAUGGAUUCUCGUAUGGAUCCUCUUCGUCGUCGUUUGGAAAUGAAGAAAGGAAUGAUGGAUCGGCGUCUCCUGCCGUUGCAGCUUGGAGAGGUCACGGAGGGAUACGUACGGCGGUGGCUGAAACCGCGGCGGCGGAGGAAGAGGAGAGGAGGAAGCUGAAGGGAGAAGUGGUUGAUCAAGAGGAGAUUGGAUCUGAAGGAGGAAGAGGAGAUGGAAUGAUGAUGAUGAUGAGGAACCAUCAUCAUCAACAACAACAACAUGUGUUUAAUGUGGAUAAUGUCUUGUGGGAUUUACAAGCUGAUGAUCUCAUCAAUCAUAUGGUUUGAUUUUUAUUCGGUUUAAAGUUUGUUUUUUUUCUUUAAGAUUUCAUUGUUUGGGUUUUCAUAUUGGAUCACAUUUGGUAGUUAAACAUUUGGUUAUGACUUAUGAUUAAUUAGGUGCUUUCUGUUUUCAGAGAUUAAUAAGUUUUGCAUUGUAAAGCAUUUAAUAAUGAAGAAAUGUAAAUAAAGAGCUUUUAUUAUU
Messenger RNA from Arabidopsis arenosa, 1250 nucleotides. Lineage: Eukaryota; Viridiplantae; Streptophyta; Magnoliopsida; Brassicales; Brassicaceae. The record is from the annotation of a GenBank genome assembly.